AUGCAAAACCAGAGAAUAAAGCAGAUGCUAUACUAGUUUGGGCUCCAUGUCCAGAUUUAAGAGAUGCUAAAAUUGAUGAGUAUUUACAGAUUGCUAAGGAGAAACAUGGUUACAACAUGGAACAGGCUCUUGGUAUGUUAUUUUGGCAUAAACACAAUGUAGAAAAAGCUUUAGCAGACCUACCCAACUUUACACCAUUUCCUGAUGAAUGGACUGUAGAAGAUAAAGUCCUGUUUGAACAAGCAUUCAGUUUUCAUGGCAAAAGUUUUCACAGAAUCAGACAAAUGUUACCAGAUAAAUCUAUUGCAUCUCUGGUGAAGUAUUACUAUUCCUGGAAGAAAACAAGAUCUAGAACUAGUUUGAUGGACAGACAGGCAAAGAAAUUUACAAUGAAAGGAGAUGGCGACAAGUUAGAUGAUGAUUCUGAGAAUGGCAGCAAGAAUAAUUCAGAUACUGAAGAAAAUAAAGAUGAAGCUAAGGAUGACAACAGUUGUGCUAACUGUGGUGUAAUGUCAUCACAACUUAACCCUACACCAAAAGGAUCAAUGUGCACAUCAUGUUACCAGUAUUGGAGAAGAACAGGUGUAAUGAGAAGUGUUGGAGCAAAGAGACAUGAACAUGGUCAACAUCGACACAACCCAAUGAGACAUAAGCGUAAACCUCCGAGGGGAAUGUAUCUCAGUAAUGAUGAUCUCAAGUCUAUGGUAUCUGGACCACCUGGUCAAGCUGAGGCGAUACUUAAAUCACUUGAUACUGAACUAGUUUCUGCUAAAAGACAGGUACAGAACAACAAACAAAUGAUGGGCUUAUUAAAACAUAAACUAACUGGUGGAUCAGAGAUGUUUAAAUUUAGUGAUACUGGUAACAAAAUUAACUCUAAAUGGACGAAUGAGGAGCUGCUACUGGCUGUACAAGGUGUGAGAAAGUAUGGGAAAGAUUUCAGUGCAAUUGCCGAAGUAAUUGGUACAAAAACAGAGGCCCAUGUACGAAGUUUCUUUGUUAAUUUUCGACGUAGAUACAACCUUGAUGAAGUACUGGCCGAGUAUGAAGCUGAACACGGACUUGAGUCAUCAAAGGCUAAAAUAGACAAUGAUGUUGAAGUGAUGGAGAUAGAUCCUAAGGAUAUAGAACCAGUAAAGACAGCUUCUCCGAUUCCAGCAAGUGCCCCACCCCCUCUCCUCAAACAAGCACAGUCGGAAUCUCCACAAAAAUCACAACAAAGACUUUUACCUCAACAGAACCAGCGAACAAUUUUACAGCAGCCUCCACCUUUGAUCAAACCCAAUACAAACAAGACAACACCAGCUACUUGAUGAACCAAUAAAUGUCGCACCAAACUGUUACCAUGCCAACCCAUAUCUCACACCAUGACAUUUUGCUGCUGAUGAUAGGUGUAUAAAAUAUUUUGUUGUUGUGUUAUUUGUUCGAUUGCUUUCUAUGUAAAAUGAGCCGCGUCAUGACAAAAAAAACAUCCUCGCAGUCUGAUCAGGAUCCAUGCUUUUCGCUUACAAACCCUAUAGCAAGUAGAGAAACUGAUAGAGAACAGCAUGGAUCCUGAUCAGACUGCGCGGAUGCGCAGGCUGGUCUGGAUCCAUGCUGGUCCCAAACGCGUUAUGUUGGUUUUGUCAUGACGUGGUUUAAAUAGCAGAGCUGGGAUUAGGUUCUUUUUAUUUUAGGGAAAGGUACUGUAUGUGCACUGUUACAGGCUACAUUCAGCAUCAAAAUUGGGAGAUUUCAUGUAGCAAUCCAGACAAAAAGUCUUAAAACUGUUUAUGACAUUUUCCUUAAAUAGUGUGUUAAUUGUUCACUGUAUUGGAUAUUGAAUGAGUCAAUUUAUAUGGAAGUUUUUGUGUAAGGUAAAGUUUAUCUUAAAUUGAGAAAAAUUAAAAAAGAGAAUCUAUUUAUUAUAUUGCUUGUUGAAAGUUAUAUUGAAUUUUUUCUUCACUGUGUAUUUUCAACCAUAGAUAAAUGGUUUUUUAUGUUUUUGCAGAUGUAAUAUUACCAUCUAAUAGGUUAACCUAUGUAUAUUUUAUUUCAUACAUUAUUCAUGUUUUGUGUUUAAUAGCUCGACUAUACAGAGAAUGGGGAGAGCUAUUGUACACUCUGUCAUUGUCACACUUUGGUUAAGUUUUUACUUGCCAGUUAAUAUAUCCAAAACUUCUAAAGGCAACGGGUUUAAUCUUCACACCCUUAUUUUAGAGCAUAAUAGGAGGUCACUGUCAAAGGCCCAUAUAACUGUAACAUUGAUUUUGACAUAAUAAAUAUUUGUAUUUGAACUUAGAAAAUUUUACAUUAUUUAGGUUCUUGUUUUACUAUCAAGCACUGAGAAAAGUCGAGCAUGCUGUCCUACAUGUCUUACUUUAUAACAAACUGCAUUACAAGAAUAAAGUGCUUCUUUUACUGUGCCAUUUAGUGAUGAAAUAUUAUCUGAUCAUUUGUUUUUAUAGAAUAACAAGUAUUCCAAAGUUUUAAUUUCAAUUGUAGAUAUGUCUGUUCAUAUUCAGUUUUAUUGAAUUUGUAUAAAUAUAAUGUAACAUUCCAAAUAGAGAGGGAUAUAUAUUUAUUAAUAUUGUGCUAGUGGUAAUAUACAGGCUCUAAAUGCCUUUGUAACCCUUAUUGAAAAUGCAGUUUGUGUUAACUCUUAACAUGUGUGUGUACAUGUCUUAACAUGUGUGAGUAGAUGUAAGUAAAAUGCAUCAAAACCUAAAGACAAAAGUACACACACACAAAACCCCGGUCAAAUCCCUAUUCAUUUACCAGGUCAUUAUAUUUAGCAAAAUCUUCUGGGGGGGAAAUACCCCACAAGUAUGCAUAUAUAUUACAAUUACCCAUUGUUAAAAAAUGAUAUUAAUAAUAUCUGUCAUAUGUUUGCGGUUCGGAUCGGAAUAUCCGUCCCGAGGUGACCCGCCCAUGGGAGGGUGACCGAGGGACGGAUAUUCUGAUUCGAACUGCAAACAUAUGUCAGAUAUUUUUUCUUGCAUAUUCUACCAUAUUCCAUUAUAUUUUAAAUUCUUUAUCUUUAUUUUCAAUGUCAUUACAACCGUAACUACAUUCAUUCAACAGCGUAUGAAUUACAAAAUCAUUCAUAACGGUAAAAUGACAUCAUCUUUAUCGUGCCAUUGCACAGCACGCGACUCAUCUGGAACCCCCCAUGCCAGAUGAAAUUUAUGGCAUGGGUAAAACUAACGGAAACGCCAGUCUGAUAUGCAAGAAAUGGUUAACCUACACAGUGUAUAUAACAGUACCGGCCUGGCAUGUGGCUUGUCUCUUCUUUUAAUGGAAUUAGCUGCACAUAUGUUCACAGUAGAUGGGAUGAUGUGGUACAUGUGUAAAUGUAUAAGCUGAAAAUUCAUUGUCCUUCAUUAUGGAAAAAUAAUUUGGUCAGUCAUAGGUCAGUUCUAUUUAUAGUUCUCGUCGUUUCUCCUCCGUUUUAAACUUUUAAUGAUACACUAAUAGUAUGGGAGCAUCAUUUGUCUCCGAUUAUAUUAUUGUUAAACACAUUCUGAAUGAAAUAAAUUUCAUUUUGUAAUAUUGAAUGUACAUGUAUAUUGUUACAAGAAUUAAAUCAAGGAGGAAUUUGUAUAUUUUAUUUUUGAAACAAAGAUUUUUUUUAAUGUUCAAUGCCUGUUUUCAUUAUCUCGGUUUCAUUUCUAUGGCAUUAGCUUAUUGUUUGUUGAUUGUAUGUGUAAUAUUUUGGUAUGAUUAUUUAUAUCAAUAGAGAUGUCUCAAUUGUAACUAUGUUUUGUAGUCUUGUAUAGUAUAGUUCCGAGUAAAGAACUGUCAUUUCAUGUAUAUAUAUGUACAAUAAAUGUGCAAUUGGUCUAA
This is a messenger RNA of Ruditapes philippinarum (Manila clam), 3825 nucleotides long. RefSeq names its product REST corepressor 1-like. Gene Ontology annotation, biological process: negative regulation of DNA-templated transcription; regulation of transcription by RNA polymerase II. Gene Ontology annotation, cellular component: transcription regulator complex; histone deacetylase complex. Gene Ontology annotation, molecular function: transcription corepressor activity. The record is from RefSeq and is a predicted model, not a curated record. Lineage: Eukaryota; Metazoa; Mollusca; Bivalvia; Venerida; Veneridae.